Astyanax mexicanus (Mexican tetra) is the source of this 1338-nucleotide messenger RNA. It is a transcript of the gene tagln, whose product is annotated as transgelin. The transcript has 6 exons. Gene Ontology annotation, molecular function: protein binding. Lineage: Eukaryota; Metazoa; Chordata; Actinopteri; Characiformes; Acestrorhamphidae. The coding region runs from base 242 to 868 and encodes 208 amino acids. The record is from RefSeq and is a predicted model, not a curated record.
AUCAGCAGGGCCGCUCUGUUGCUAGUUCUCUAAUGGUGAAGUCAUUGCGGCUCUCCUACUUUUGAGCUCUGCUGUUCUCGGAGGGAGGACUCUACGGCCACAUAAAACACUCCCGCCCAGAGUCGCACGCACACUUACACACUUACAUACACACACACACACCUUCCGGACUGCGCGGAGGACUGAGACCUCAUCCUAAUCCUAUCCACAGCCCAGAGAGUGGUGGUGUCCAGACAUCGAGAUGGCAGCACAGGGAACUCCAAGCAUGGCCAACAAAGGUCCAUCCUAUGGGCUGAGUCGCCAGGUACAGGACAAGAUCGACAGGAAGUAUGACCCUGAGCUGGAAGCACGUCUGGUGGAGUGGAUUGUGGCCCAGUGUGGCUCGGGAGUGGCCAAACCUGCGGAAGGCAAGCAGGGCUUCCAGGACUGGCUGAAGGAUGGAUGUGUCUUGAGUGAGCUCAUCAACAGUCUGCAUGACAGCGACAAGCCUGUAAAGAAGAUCCAGAGCUCACCGAUGGCCUUCAAACAGAUGGAGCAGGUGUCUCAGUUCCUCAAUGCUGCAGAGGCGUAUGGGGUGACCAAAACUGACAUGUUUCAGACUGUCGACCUCUGGGAGGGUAAGGACUUGGCUGCAGUGCAGAGAACCCUGAUGGCCCUCGGCAGCAUUGCGGUCACAAAGGAUGAUGGACAUUUCCGUGGUAACCCCGACUGGUUCUUCAAGAAAGCACAGGAGAACCGACGGGACUUCUCCGACGACCAGCUGAAAUCAGGAAAGCAUGUUAUCGGCCUUCAGAUGGGCUCCAACAAAGGGGCAUCCCAAGCUGGCAUGACAGGCUAUGGUAGACCCAGACAGAUCAUGAACAACUGAACACACUCAUUCACUCCUGUCAUUUCCACUUACCAUACCCCCUCCCCAUCUAAAUACCUUUAUUAAUAAGUUUACCCAAACCACUCAACCCACCACCCAGUGCAGACAAACCAGAACCAGCAUUACACCACUUUUACACAUUAAAUCCCCACAGCAAUUGAGUUCAUGCAAAAUAAUAAUCCAAACAAGCACAACAUUGCCAUCAUAGAUCUAGGACAACAAGCAAGUCUCCAGGUCCUCAUGAACGACUGUGUUUUUGCAAACGCUGAACAAAUCUCAGCUUGACAAUACAGCACAUGAAUUUUGUAAACCUUGGUUGUGGCUUAUAUGUGCUGAUGUUCUCCACAAGACAUGACGUGACUUGGUAACAUCAAAAUAAAGACAGCCAAUGACAGAAAGAACUUCAUUUCAACUGUUUCAAUCAUUAAGAAGGUGUUGAAAGCUAAACGUAAAUAAAGCAAUGCAAAAGU